Messenger RNA from Camellia sinensis, 1159 nucleotides. RefSeq lists its product as uncharacterized. NCBI's taxonomy places the organism in Eukaryota, Viridiplantae, Streptophyta, Magnoliopsida, Ericales, Theaceae. The record is from RefSeq and is a predicted model, not a curated record.
GUUUUAAAAACCCGCUCCCCUCCCUCUCUCUCUCUCUCUCUCUCUCUCUCUCUCUCUAAUAUAUAUCACAGUGAAAAUCAAGACACUCACUUCGUGAGCAGAAUUUAGAGAGAGAGAGAGAGAGGAAUGGGAUCCGAUUCCGAACCAGAGCCCCAACCGAGCUCCACUCCGCCCAAGCUCCCCCUAUUCUCCCUCCCCAGCAAACCUCACGAGCCUCCGGGAAUGGUCACACCGCCACUCCAAACCCUUGCUUCGGUUCCAUUCCAUUGGGAAGAGGCACCUGGAAAGCCCCGACCCUGUACCUCAAAGCCCAAAGCUGUAAGGUGCUUAGACCUCCCUCCAAGGCUCUUAAACGAGGCCAAAAUUACCAAUACGCCCUCCCCAACCACGGUCCUAGACGGGCCUUACUCAGCCCGAUCACUGUCUCACACAUUGUCGUUUUCUAUGGGAAAAGCGUCGUUUAGGAGCCCCGAGGCAGGGGUGGUUAGGAAACAGAUCGGAAAGGAGAGGUGGAACUUCAGUUCUUGGCGGUGGCCGGGGAGUUUCAAGCAAAAUGCCGGAGCCGUCGAUGAUGGGGGUAGUUUUGACUUUUCACCUUCAGUUGGUUGUGGUCCUUGUGAGAGUGAUGCCUUGGAAGAGUCAGAGGUGAAGACCUCAAAGGUUAGAAAGAGGAGCAGCUUCUUUGGUUCCUCCAAGUCUAACCUCUGGACAAGCAUUUAUGAAAGUGUUAAGCAAGCAGUCCCAUGGAGACACAAACAACAAAAAAUGAAAACUUGAUUGUUUCUUCUCGUGCAGUCAUAUGAUCUCCCUGAUCAUUGAGUUACCCCCCGUGUUGCUCUCGUAUAUGAAUUAUACUAGUUUUUGUCCUUUUUCUUCUGGCAAAAAGACGAACUUCAUUACAUAGUUAGGGGUGGGGAUUGAAACCCGGGUAAAGGCCCAAUCACCGGGUUAUCUACAUGCUCUUGAAUUAUAUUAUACACUAGUUGAAACUCUUAAAUUAAUGUAAUGGUGCACAGGCAUUCCAUAUUAUGUUCCCAGAAUAUUGUUCAUAUCUUGUUCAAUCAAUGAAUGUCGUUGAGAUAUUAGCACAGAUGUACGACAUUUUGACUCUCUUGUCCAAUGUGAAACUUAGGUAUGAAAUGAAUUACUCUUGAAUGUA